CAUGUGUUUGUGUUAGUUUUAGGCUUUCGGUAAAGAUCGACGAGACUCGGUGAUGUACUAUGCGCCGUUUUACACGUUAAACAGUUCCAAACUUUACCCUCGAAUCGUAUAAUUUAACUCAUUGUUUAUCGAACAAAUCGAUAGCCUACAACUGCGGUAUAUUUAUCAGAGAGCUGUAUUUUUCCAAUCACCUCUCAACAUGGACGAGGAGGAAUCUUUUCAACCUAUAUUAACUUCUCAAGAAGAAGGCGAGCAUUUUCAAAAAUUAGAUACUAUACCUAUUGUAUCUGUUUCUCUUCUAUUUGGUGUGUCCUUAGAAAUUGUAGGAAUUCUAUUUCUGUCCGUAUGGCCCGAAGAGGAAAAUAAAUGUGAUACUUAUUUUAUAUAUUUGUACCUUCAUUGUGUUUAUUGGCUGAUAGUUAUGUUAACCGAUCAUUUGGUAAAGAGGAAGCAUUUUAAGCUACGUAUUCGAGGAUAUUUUAACUUCUAUCAGGUGACAUAUCGGAAAAUAAGGGCACCUCUUUUUAUAGUAUCAUUAUGGACAGUAUGUUAUUUAUUACUAGCUGUGAUUUUACAUCACACUCAUAAAGUUGAUUACGAACAGUAUUGUCAUGCGUCAGAGUGGUUCACUCCUCUAAAUUACAUAUUACUGUUAACUACAUUGGAAGUUGUAAUUAUUGUUCCAGUUUAUAUAUAUUACAUCAAAGCAGUUUUGAUGUUCAAUAGAUGGUGUCCACUACCCGAUGUUGCUCAAGAGGAUUGGUUAUCUUCUUUCAAUCAAAAUUCAUAUUCGGGUAGCAACGAAGUAGGUUACCAUAGUAGGGGAAUUAAUUUGGAAGAAUUACUCGAAAAACAGGCAGAUUUGAUCAAAUAUUUGAAAAUUUCCAAUGCUAAAUUGUGCAAAAGAAUACUGUUAAUGACAACGGCACGUCCCGUCCAAGAAGUGUCCGGAGAUGUGUAACUCUCGUGUAUCCCUCGUUUGUACUUAUAUAGUUUUCCUUUUUUAU
Molecule: messenger RNA, 1007 nt
Organism: Habropoda laboriosa
Lineage: Eukaryota; Metazoa; Arthropoda; Insecta; Hymenoptera; Apidae
Product: transmembrane protein 192
Exons: 4
Coding region: 200-961 (253 amino acids)
Cellular component (GO): lysosomal membrane; late endosome
Source: RefSeq, a predicted model, not a curated record